CGGGCGCGCGCGCCUGAGAGCGUGUGGAGGAGCGACUGGCUGUUUGAGAGUAUGUAUCGGGGGAGGGGGCGGCCGCGGGGACGGCCGGCUCCGCCCCCUGUGCGCAUGCUCCAGUUUCCCGGCGCGAUAUAAAGCCGCCUAACCCGCCCCCGGCCGACCAAGUGCUGGCGAGCUGCGACGUGAGUAGCGGGCCGCGUGGGUGCUGGAGAGAGCGGACGAGCGGCAGGCAGAGGACGCCACCCGGGGCCCUGAGCGCCGCAGAACUGCAGCCGCGCCGCCGCGUCACGCACACGUUCGGCACCGGGGCCGCGCAUAACGAUAUCUGGAUUUGAACUGCACUUUGGAAUUCAUCUACACUUAAAAUGCCACCAGCAGUUGGAGGUCCAGUUGGAUACACACCCCCAGACGGAGGCUGGGGGUGGGCAGUGGUAGUUGGAGCUUUCAUUUCCAUCGGCUUCUCUUAUGCAUUUCCCAAGUCUAUUACUGUGUUCUUCAAAGAAAUUGAAGGUAUAUUCCAUGCCACCACCAGCGAAGUGUCAUGGAUAUCCUCCAUUAUGCUGGCUGUCAUGUAUGGUGGAGGUCCUAUCAGCAGUGUCCUGGUGAAUAAAUACGGCAGUCGUCCCGUCAUGAUUGUUGGUGGCUGCUUGUCAGGCUGUGGCUUGAUUGCAGCUUCUUUCUGUAACAGUGUAAAAGAACUUUACUUGUGUAUUGGAGUCAUUGGAGGUCUUGGGCUUGCCUUCAACUUGAAUCCAGCUCUGACCAUGAUUGGCAAGUAUUUCUACAAGAGGCGGCCAUUGGCAAAUGGUCUGGCCAUGGCAGGCAGCCCUGUGUUCCUCUCUACCUUGGCCCCCCUCAAUCAGGUUUUCUUCGAUAUGUUUGGCUGGAGAGGAAGCUUCCUAAUUCUUGGGGGCUUCCUACUCAACUGCUGUGUGGCUGGAUCCCUGAUGCGACCAAUAGGGCCCAAGCCAACCAGUGCAGAGAAAUAUAAGUCUAAAGAAACCCUUCAGGAAGCUGGAAAAUCUAGUGCGAAAGACGUGGCACUAGGUGACGCAAAUACAGAUCUCAUUGGAGGAAACCCCAAAGAGGAGAAACAGUCGUUCUUCCAAAGAAUUAAUAAAUUUCUGGACUUUUCUCUGUUCACUCACAGAGGCUUUUUGCUAUACCUCUCUGGAAACGUGAUCAUGUUUUUUGGACUAUUUACUCCUUUGGUCUUUCUUAGUAAUUAUGGCAAGAGUCAGCAUUACUCUAGUGAGAGGGCCGCCUUCCUUCUUUCCAUUCUGGCUUUUGUUGACAUGGUCGCCAGACCCUCGAUGGGACUCGUAGCCAACACAAAGUGGAUAAGACCUCGAGUUCAAUAUUUUUUUGCUGCUUCUGUUAUUGCAAAUGGAGUGUGUCAUCUGCUAGCACCUUUGUCCUCCAGCUAUAUUGAGUUCUGUAUUUAUGCGGGAUUCUUUGGGUUUGCAUUUGGGUGGCUCAGCUCAGUAUUGUUUGAAACACUGAUGGACCUCGUUGGACCCCUGAAGUUCUCUAGCGCUGUGGGAUUGGUGACCAUCGUGGAAUGCUGUCCUGUCCUCCUGGGGCCACCAGUUUUAGGUCGUCUCAAUGACAUAUAUGGAGACUACAAAUACACAUACUGGGCAUGUGGCGGAAUCCUCAUUGUCGCAGGCAUCUUUCUCUUCAUUGGUAUGGGCAUCAAUUAUCGACUUGUGGCUAAAGAACAAGAAGCAGAGAGGCAGCAGAAAAAGGAAAGUAAAGAGGAGGAGACCAAUGUAGAUGUUGAGAAGCCAAAAGAAGUUACCAACACAUCAGAAUCUCCAGAGCAGAAAAGCACAGAAGGCAGCCCCAAAGAGGAGGAGAGUCCGGUUUGAGCCCACAGCUAAUGGAGCCACUUGUGACCCAAGGUAUCUGAAAACAUUCUGCUGGCCUGUCAUCUCUUAGUGGUGCUCAAAUGCAAACAGUGGACAUUUGUGUGGAAAUUCUACCAAGUGUUCCUUGAUGGAAUUUUUGUUUCACUCCUUACCUGUAGCCCAAAUUAAAAACGCCAUAUCCUUUGGGGAGGGAGUGCUUGGCAAAGAAUGAGAGAAGGAAGUCGGGAAUUUUUGUUUGCUUUUUUGAAUCUUAGCUUUUAACAGCGUCAUGAAGAUUAUAAUAUGUGCCUUAAGUUUUAGUUUUUAGAAUCUUUAGGGAGCCUUAACUUUUAAAACCAGUCUGCUGAAUUCAUCUAUUUUGUGUUCCAUUACAAGGAGAAAUAACUGACGUGUUUGAAGCAAGUGUAAAAUUUAAAAUUAAUCUUGUUUCACUGUUAUUUGUGUUGUCAGACAUGAUCACUGAAAGAUUUAUGAGUAGAAGGUUGAAAGUUGGGGAUUUUAUAAAAUCCUAAAAUAUUUUUCUGGUAUCAAUAGUUGCCUGGCAUAUGUGCCUGCUUGCUAUAUAUUUAGGAAACUUAAGGCAUAAAAUAUUGGAAACAUCUUGGCUGUUCCAGACAUACUGUACUCAACAACACCCCUCUAGUAUCUUAAGAUGCUUAUUAGAAGCCAAGUUCUUGUGAGUUAAUUUCAUUAAAUGAUUUUUUUUUUUUGCACCCCUUUUCAAAGACAUAUUUUGGGUGGUCAUUGACCCUUUUGAGAUCACUUAUUUUUUUUCACUGUAAAAGUUAGUAUUAAAAUAUACAAAACUGCAUAUUUGUGCCUCCUUAGGUAAAGACAAUACAUCCAAUUAAGUGUAGACAGAUAUUUCAAACAGCAGCUGAAUUCAGCUUAGGUUUUUCUAAAACCUCAGUUAAACUGUGAGACUCAGAAUCUUUUUUGUUGUUUUUCCUGGAAUUUUUCCCCUUUGAUUCAUAGUGGUUUCAUUUAUAUCUGUGUCUAGCUUAGAGCUGUGUGUGAGAUAGUCAUUCUUUGUGUGUUUAGGGUUUUUUUUUUGUUUUUUUUGUUUCUUUGUUUUUUGGGGGUUUUUUUGGUUUGCUAAUUAGAGCCAGAGAGAUCUGAGAUCUGGCCCCCAGCAAACCUAGUAGAAGAUUGGGAAGGAAAUUGCUCAAUACUUUUAGUUCAAUAAAUAACUCCUUUUCUUUUUUUCUGAGAAGAUCUUAAAGAUAAUUAUGUUUUGCUUAGAAUUAUUGGACACAUUCUUACUCUAAAAAAUCUAUAAAUUUCAUGACCCUUUCACUUACCUGGAAAGUAGAGAAAUGGGUUUAGAAUAAGAUAGGAGGGAAGACGGACCAGAAUGAAAACAAAAUAUUUUUUAACCUAAUAUCUUUUAAAUUGUGGCAGAACAAUGAUAGACAUUCAAUGACUUAUAUAUUACAUUCAAUGCAUUUCAAAAUAUUGUAAUUGACAGUGAAAGUAUAGAUAAAAACCUUGUAUAAGACGCUGGCUUUUCCAAAUAAACUUUUUUUUUUUUUUUUUUAAUGUUUCUUCCUCCAAAUGUUUGGGUUUUUUGUUUGUUUGGUUUUUUUUUUUUUUUUUUUUUGAGGAAAAUAUGACUGUCUCCAUUUUCAUUAUUAAGAUUCAACUUGACCGUUGCUAAUAUUAAAUCAAAUCAUUUAGCUUAUGUGCUUUGGGCUUUGUGUAUAUGACUUAUUUUGAUUUUUCACCUUUCCUCUACUUUAAGGCAAGCAAGAGGGAGAAAUUUUGAAAUAGGUUCUCUGAAAGCAUCCAGAGCAGUUAACCUUAAGGCCACAAUGAAAACUCCCUUUCUGAGCCUAAUGUCGUGGCAGAUGGAGGAGGCAUUUACAGGAGAAGCCUGCUGUGUCUGUUGGCAGGUUGGCAGGCUUGGCUCCAGUUUGGACUCUGCCCUUUUCCCUGGACAUGAGUCCAUAGCCUCUGUGUGCCUCUUUUCCUUUCUAUUAAAACAAGGAUCACUGUUAGUAAGGGAAUGUGGGGCGGGGGUGCGGGGGGAGAUCUAAGUACAGGAAAUGUGGAGGGGUGGGGGAAGAAUUAAAUAAGGCAGGUGUAUAGGAUUAUUUUCCCCAACCCCAAAUGUUGAGCUACAGCCAAACAUAAUCUCUUGCCUUGGUCUUUGUUCAUUAACUGAGUCUUGCUAGUAAAGUGAGGGGUUUUUGGUGCAAGUUAACCACCACUUAUGAGAAGGAAGGGCUCUGAAGAGGCUGUAUGCAGAAGCAAGGGUUAAAAACUGGUUUAAAGCUGAAACUAAACCUCUUAUCACCCAGUCCGACCCUGACUUUUUCCCACUGAAGAUACAGGCUUAAGAGAUUUAUUCAAGAUCAAUUUCAGUAACAGAGCCAGCACUAAAACCCCGUAUGGGCCUACUCUGUGCUACCUAUUCCUUGUUAACAGUCAGCUCAUCUUCUCCGUGAGUUGCCAUGUUGUCUUCAACAAUCGAAGUAGCUAGGCUUUCUGAUCCAGUGUGUUAUCCUUUACUUCAUGUGAGCACUUUUAUUUGAGUUCAGUUUCGAUGGCUGCUUUGGGAAAAGAGACAUAUGUACAGAGCACCUGCUUAUCUUUGCUUUUCUCUGUCCCACACCCUAAGUCACAGAACGUAUGCAGCUCUUUGAUAGCUGCAGUGCCCAAAAAGGCUGGGGACAGUUCAAGAGCACAUGCUGAAACAGACAAGUCAAAGCUGGAAAGUUAUUUAAGAAACAUGGGCUGGGCAUUGCAGAUGAUCAUGGUACUGAACAAGACUGUAUUAUCACGUUAUACUCAAGUCUUUUGAGGACUUAAAUUAUCUUAAGUAGCCAAGAUAAUUUCUACAGGAAAAGAUGAUAGUAAAAUAAAUUUGGGGAAAUUCAGAGAGGCAUUUUUAUCUCUGAUUUAAUCACAUUGAUGAAUAAUUUGGAUUCUUGAGUUGUCUGAACUUAGUAUUUUACUUUUGCACCAUAGAUAUUAUGUCAAUAUUAAUCCUAUUUUUUAAAAAAGAAAAAAUAAUUGUUAAAAGCCGUUUAAUAUUUUUAUGUGAGCCAAUGUUUUAUUGUAUUGAAUUCUAGAUUGAUAAACUGGGUAUUGGUUUGUCUGAAAAA
Messenger RNA from Pteropus alecto (black flying fox), 4975 nucleotides. It is a transcript of the gene SLC16A1, whose product is annotated as solute carrier family 16 member 1. Bases 363 to 1868 code for a protein of 501 amino acids. The transcript has 5 exons. Gene Ontology annotation, biological process: transmembrane transport; monocarboxylic acid transport. NCBI's taxonomy places the organism in Eukaryota, Metazoa, Chordata, Mammalia, Chiroptera, Pteropodidae. Gene Ontology annotation, molecular function: monocarboxylic acid transmembrane transporter activity. Gene Ontology annotation, cellular component: membrane. The record is from RefSeq and is a predicted model, not a curated record.